CUUUGUGUGGAGCCCUCAAGGGGGGUUGGGGCCCCGGUUCGGUCCGGGGGAGAUGGCGCAGCCCAUCCUGGGCCAUGGGAGCCUGCAGCCCGCCUCGGCCGCUGGCCUGGCGUCCCUGGAGCUCGACUCGUCGCUGGACCAGUACGUGCAGAUUCGCAUCUUCAAAAUAAUCGUGAUUGGGGACUCCAACGUGGGCAAGACCUGCCUGACCUUCCGCUUCUGCGGGGGUACCUUCCCAGACAAGACUGAAGCCACCAUCGGCGUGGACUUCAGGGAGAAGACCGUGGAAAUUGAGGGCGAGAAGAUCAAGGUUCAGGUGUGGGACACAGCAGGUCAGGAACGUUUCCGCAAAAGCAUGGUCGAGCAUUACUACCGCAAUGUACAUGCCGUGGUCUUCGUCUAUGACGUCACCAAGAUGACAUCUUUCACCAACCUCAAAAUGUGGAUCCAAGAAUGCAAUGGGCAUGCUGUGCCCCCAUUAGUCCCCAAAGUGCUUGUGGGCAACAAGUGUGACUUGAGGGAACAGAUCCAGGUGCCCUCCAACUUAGCCCUGAAAUUUGCCGAUGCCCACAACAUGCUCUUGUUUGAGACAUCGGCCAAGGACCCCAAAGAGAGCCAGAACGUGGAGUCGAUUUUCAUGUGCCUGGCUUGCCGAUUGAAGGCCCAGAAAUCCCUGCUGUAUCGUGAUGCUGAGAGGCAGCAGGGGAAGGUGCAGAAACUGGAGUUCCCACAGGAAGCUAACAGUAAAGCUUCCUGUCCUUGUUGAAACCAAACGGUGUAAAUACAAGAUAAAUUAUCACUGGAGUUUUUUCUUUCCCUUUUUUCUGUGCCUGCAUAAUGCUGACACCUGCUUGUUUCCAUACAAAUUGAUAUCAAAAUAAAAUUUGUAUAGAUUA
Messenger RNA from Pongo pygmaeus (Bornean orangutan), 896 nucleotides. It is a transcript of the gene RAB33A, whose product is annotated as RAB33A, member RAS oncogene family. The transcript is spliced from 2 exons. NCBI's taxonomy places the organism in Eukaryota, Metazoa, Chordata, Mammalia, Primates, Hominidae. Gene Ontology annotation, molecular function: GTP binding; GTPase activity. The record is from RefSeq and is a predicted model, not a curated record. Gene Ontology annotation, biological process: Rab protein signal transduction. Bases 53 to 766 code for a protein of 237 amino acids.